Dichomitus squalens LYAD-421 SS1 is the source of this 1073-nucleotide messenger RNA. RefSeq lists its product as uncharacterized. The coding region runs from base 15 to 338 and encodes 107 amino acids. The transcript is spliced from 3 exons. The record is from RefSeq and is a predicted model, not a curated record. NCBI's taxonomy places the organism in Eukaryota, Fungi, Basidiomycota, Agaricomycetes, Polyporales, Polyporaceae.
GUCAGACGAACACCAUGAGUUCCCGAGACCCAGAGACCACCACCACAACUACACAACCACUCGCACUCCCUGCGCCCUCCGAUGCUGAGGACGUAGAGCAGAUCACGCUCGAUGGAACACGGACGUUCACGUUCAACAAGCUUGGUCCGGUGGUGGUCAACAGUGAUGGCACGCUGUCGCGCAUCGCGAAUUGGGAGCAGAUGGCCCCUAUAGAGAGGGAGACAACGCUGCGCGUGCUCGUUGCUCGUAACAAAGUACGGUUAGCAAACCAGGAGAAGCAACAAGGCCAAGCAACCGAAGGAGAGAAGUUGUCGAUAUCCAACGCUUUCGAGUCAUGAUGGCGUUCUUGCCGAAUUCGGUCCCGUUCUUUGCUGAAAUGAUGUAAGACUAUUUUGCUCGAUCCAAUUACUGCUGAGCCCCCUUCUCAGCCGUCGUGCCUCAAAUCUAUUCAUUCAACGCACACGCUGCGUCCUCUGAGAAACAAAAUGUCGCCAGAGACUUGAUACGGAUGCUCGCGCUAUGUCUGCGCUCACAGUCGAGGCGCAGGACUGCGCGACGGGCCGUACAUACUGCGUACAUGCGCAUUCCCACGCGGAUAGACAGGCCCGACUGACUGUCCCCGAGAUCCAUGCACGCUAUACUUAUGCUUCUGGUGAUUUACAGCCGAUGCAAAAACCAGCAGGCCGAGCGGCGAGCCCCAGCUAUACCACAACAAGGACAUUGUCCGACUCUGUUCCACCACUGGAAGCACCUAAACACAGUGGGCAUCUGCGUCGUGAGCAUCCCAGGCAAGAGAUCCAGUGUCCUUUAGCUCGACAAGCUGCAUGGCGCUAGGCGGGGUGCACUUGACGCACACGACAAGCUUGUCCCCGAGCUGGGCGGUGGCCGGAGCGCAGGCUCGCGGGGCUUGGCAGGGAGCCGCCGCUGAUCCGAGCACAAGGGGGAAAUGCGCCGCUGGUUUUUAUAUUAGCUGUAAUGCCGGCAUGAGAGGCCAUGACCUUGUUUGCAACCACCACGAUGUUGAAACAAACUGCGCUACUUGGCAUUGCCGCCAGUUUGCUAGCAUCAAGGUC